Volvox carteri f. nagariensis is the source of this 1349-nucleotide messenger RNA. RefSeq lists its product as uncharacterized. The transcript has 5 exons. Gene Ontology annotation, molecular function: GTPase activity; GTP binding. The coding region runs from base 1 to 624 and encodes 207 amino acids. Lineage: Eukaryota; Viridiplantae; Chlorophyta; Chlorophyceae; Chlamydomonadales; Volvocaceae. The record is from RefSeq and is a predicted model, not a curated record.
AUGCGUGCCGUGAAGGCCGCGACCGGCAAGAAGAAUGCGCGUGCAAAGUUAUUUCGUAUCAAGGUUAUAUCCAUGGGCGAUUCCGCAUGCGGUAAAUCCUGUCUCAUAAAGCGCUAUUGUGAGGAGAAGUUCGUUUCCAAAUACAUACCUACGAUCGGUGUUGAUUACGGCGUCAAACCCAACAAAUACAACGACUACGAGGUUCGGGUCAAUUUAUGGGAUCUGGCGGGCGGUGCCGACUACACGGAGGUGCGCAAUGAGUUUUACAAGGAAGCACAAGGUUGUGUACUGGUGUACGAUGUGACUAAUCGGGCAAGUUUCGAGUCCUUGGAGAUCUGGCUUGAGGAGAGCAAACGACACGGCGCUGAGAACAUGGUAAUCUUCGUCGCGGCCGCUAAGACCGAUUUGCCUGUUCGGAAGGUGUUUGAGAAGGAGGGUCGCGAGUGGGCGCAGUCCAAGGGCUUCCCUUUCUACGAGGUGUCCGCCAGCAGCGGUGCGGGCGUCAAGGCCCUGUUCACCAGCCUCUUCGCCCGCAUCCUGGCCACCGUACCCGGCAUACCGGAGGACCUCACUGCGUUGGCAGUGCAGCAAGCCAAUAUGGCGAGAGGGGAGGAGGCCACGUGAUGCCACGACACAACUUGACUGACUCGGCGCACUGGGUGAUGUGGAAAUUCAACGCCACGUGGCCCCUGGCGUAAAAUGACGUGUAUAUUCAGCAUACGUGAUGACAUGGGGGGGGGGGAAAGAGAGAGAGAGAGAGAGAGAGAGAGAGAGAGAGAAAGAGAGAGGCAUAAGAUAUGGCGGCACCACCAGCACAGCAGGAAUAUGAACUGGGGGGCUGCAGACGUGGCGCGCCCACGGCGCGAGGAAGAGGAGCCAGGUGGUGGCGGUGGCUGCAAUUUGGGCUACGCCGGGAGGAACCUGCUGCAGGCCAGGCUUUGCCGUUAUCGAAGUGCACGUGUGGAUAAAGCUGUGGUGAUAUCGAUACACAGCUAGAAAGAGCCCGUCAGUCCGCCAGCCGGGUGCGAGGCGAGUGGUGAGCGGCUGGUGCUAUAUCCUUGGCAGGUGACAAACGCAGCAAACAGCCUACGACGGUCAACCAAAGGGAGGGGCCCAUGCGCUGGAGGUAAUACGGCUGUGGCUCUUUUUUUCAAUCUCUGGUUGAUCCUAGAUUAAGGUUCCAAGAGUGUGUCGCAAUAGAGUGGGUCAACACGCAACGAACCUCGGACGUGCAAAGUAUAAAAUGUGGAGGCCGGUGGUUCCGGCAUAUAUGUACAUAAUAGAGGCGACGGCACCGCCGUUCGCACGGACGGGCGCCGGAACCUUUACACCUUCCUUAAUAUGAAGCU